Molecule: messenger RNA, 522 nt
Organism: Saprolegnia diclina VS20
Lineage: Eukaryota; Oomycota; Saprolegniomycetes; Saprolegniales; Saprolegniaceae
Exons: 2
Coding region: 1-522 (173 amino acids)
Source: RefSeq, a predicted model, not a curated record
AUGGCCACGCGCACUGCCAACACGAUGGCGCUUCGACGCGUCAAGCGCGCCAAGACUGAACCGACGACUAUCGAAGCGCUCGGGUCCCGCGUGCUCCUGAGCCUUGUCCCGUUCCUGCAGCCAAACGAUGCACUCAACCUCUCGAACGCCAGCCCUGCGCUCGACGCGGCCAUGGACAAAUCGGUGUGGCGCUACGUCUUGCUGGAGCAGUGCGGCGUCAAGCCAACGGUGCUCAAACCGCGAUCGCAGCUCCGCAAGAUGGUCGUCGGACUCGUCGAGAAGAAAACGUGCAGCCACUGCGGCCGUUUUGACGUCCGCGGUCCCUUUACGAUCAAGGCCGAGAAUGAGCACCACGGCGUGAAGCUCUGCUUGACGUACAAGCUCAAACACCACGAGCUGCACGCACUGCCAGUCCGUGUCGCCGCCUCGGGGUACUACGAUUACGAAGCGGGCGAGCCACGCAUGAAGAAGAUGUACAAUCUCCAGGAUGUGCUGGACCUUGUAACACGAUUGCGCAACUAG